GGAUCUGAAAUGGGAAAUGACGUGCCUCAGCUUCUAGAAAGCACACUCUUGAUUCCAGAGCUGCAGUGGUACAGGGGAGGGAGCAAUGGCUAUUUAAAGAGGGUAAAAUAACACAAUCUUUAGCGCUGAGUAACCGCCUCCAAACAGACACGACAGGAUCAUAACGGUUUAAAGAGGCAGGCUUUGACACGGUAACCACGACGGUGCAUUGUCUUUUUCAAGAGACAGACGGAUCCCCGGGAAGCGGAUAGGAGAAAAUGGGCAAAGAUUAUUACAAAAUAUUGGGAAUCGCGAAAGGAGCAUCAGACGACGACAUCAAAAAAGCAUACAGAAAACAGGCUCUGAAAUGGCAUCCUGACAAAAACAAGACAGCCAACGCGGAGGAGAAAUUCAAGGAGGUCGCGGAGGCUUAUGAAGUUCUUAGUGAUCCAAAGAAACGAGAAAUAUAUGACCAGUACGGCGAAGAGGGCCUUAAAGGAGGUGGAGGGGCAACCGACGGGCCAGGAGGCAACUUCACCUACACCUUCCAUGGAGAUCCUCACGCGACGUUUGCCACGUUUUUCGGGGGAGCCAAUCCUUUCGAGAUGUUUUUUGGCAGGAAAGUCAAUGGACGAGAUGACGAUGACAUGGAGGUGGACGGAAAUGACCCCUUUGGUCCUUUCACGAGUUUUAACAUAAAUGGAUUUCCACGCGAGCGGCACGUUGGUCAGGGCGGCCCGCCGCGCAGAAAACAGGACCCCGCGAUCCACCACGAGCUCCGGGUGUCUCUAGAGGAGGUGUUCCACGGAUGCACCAAGCGCAUGAAAAUCUCACGCAAGCGCUUGAAUCCAGACGGCCGGACCUUGAGGACCGAGGACAAAAUCCUCACUAUUGAGAUCAAGCGUGGGUGGAAAGAGGGAACCAAAAUCACGUUUCCACGCGAGGGUGACGAAACGCCUAGUACUAUUCCUGCCGAUAUUGUGUUUGUCAUUAAAGACAAGCCCCACGCCCACUUUCGCCGAGAGGGGUCUGAUAUCGUGUACCCGGUCCGGGUCAGUUUGCGCCAGUCAUUGUGUGGCUGCUCUGUCACCGUGUCGACGAUAGAUGGUAAAACGUGCAAUAUGAAGAUAACUGAUGUUGUCAAACCUGGCAUGAGGAAGAUCAUUGCUGGACAAGGACUGCCAUUCCCAAAGAACCCGGAACAAAGAGGGGACCUUAUUGUGGAGUUUGAUGUGAACUUCCCUGACAGUCUGCCAUCUAAUGCCAAGGAUGUCCUGAAACGACACUUACCGGUCUCAUAAAGUGAGCUUGGACAGACUUUUGUGACAUUUCUACAUGAACAAUUCAGUCCCCUUCAUAUAUGACAAAUCAGAUUUUGGGAAUGUGCAAUUUCUAUUUUUUAUCUAAAUGUGUGUUAAAUAUAUGUGUGUGUUUGUUAUAUAUCUGAUACAUAUACAUGAAUUAUGUUGCAUGCUUGUGAAUGUCAGUGACAGUGCCAACUCAAAGUGCAAUCGGUGUCCAGUUAGUUACAAAGUUAUUAUUUGAAUUGUGCAGUAUUGAAAAAAAGUGUUUUACAGACUAAAUUAUACAGAUCUAUUUGUUUGCCUUAUACAAGUAGAUCCCAUCUGUACUGACAGAUAAUGUACUGUUAUUCUUUCUAAAUGCUGAUAAAUAUGAUAUAUAAUUUUAGUAAAUGAUGCAGUGAACUGUGAUGGUGCCAUGGAUACUUGCCUUCAUUUGUGAUAUUUAGCAAGACUCUACUAAUGCCUUUUAAGAUCUGAUUCAUCAGAUUCUAUUAAAUGUGAGCAACGGACUCACAUAAUGUAGCUGUCUUUGACAGAGACCAAAAAUUUGGUUUCUUGUGCUGUUGGUUCUUAGCAUACCAUGUUUAUUCAUGGAAAGUUUGGAAAGCGUUUGCAUUAUUAGAAUUACUUUAUCUUACAUUGACUACUCCUAGUGCAUUGUGUUGAUAGUCUCUCCUUAAAUCUUUAUGAUACAAUUGAAUAAAAUUGUAGGAGGUGCAGAACCCUCAA
Molecule: messenger RNA, 2012 nt
Organism: Carassius auratus (goldfish)
Lineage: Eukaryota; Metazoa; Chordata; Actinopteri; Cypriniformes; Cyprinidae
Gene: dnajb4
Product: DnaJ heat shock protein family (Hsp40) member B4
Exons: 3
Coding region: 258-1280 (340 amino acids)
Biological process (GO): negative regulation of transcription by RNA polymerase II
Cellular component (GO): cytosol
Molecular function (GO): protein-folding chaperone binding
Source: RefSeq, a predicted model, not a curated record